AUGGCCAGAGACACAGUCCUCACAGGAUACUACCGAUAUACAGACAUCUGGUUCGAGUGGGCACAAGCUUUACCAGACGUCGAAGACCGAGAGCCACUGAAAGCGAUACUCGCCCAUGAUGCUUUGGUGGAUCCUGAGCAUCCGCUUCACAUUGAUGGUGUCAAUGGCGUCCAGCUGUACAUCGGAACGUUCUCUUCUGGAGAAGCCAGGCUUUUGUUUUCCUCGGCACAAGUAGACUACGUACGAUACUGGUUGCAUGCCAUGGGACUUACCAAGCAUACUAUUUCCCUGCCAUACUCCGACUGUCUUUUGACCGAGUCUAGUCUACACACUGUUUCUCCGGUCGUUUACUCAGAUGGUUCUGCUGUGCGGGCGGCGAUCAAGACUAUUGACAAAAAUAACAAACGCUUAAAGGGAUCAAAUCCGAAGCUUACUCACCGUCGACAUGUUUUCGAACGUGUGCGUAGUCUUUGGGCAGAAAAGAAGGGCGUUUGGUGUGCCAUUGACUUUGAGGCAUGGGAACGUGACCACACAGUCCUCACAGAAGUUGGCUGGAGCUUCUCGGGUUGGAAGGAUGGCAUACAAGUUGAAGGACGUGAGCAUUUGAUCGUUGAAGAGGCAAAAAAAUUCACAAACUCGCAAUAUGUUCCUGACCACCGCUACGACUAUCAAUUCGGCUCAAGUACAAAUGUCAAAAAAGUAGAGUUCAAGAAACAAAUCGGCGACCUUCUGUCUUCUUUAACGCAAUAUGGACCAGUCUUCCUCGUCUUCCACGACGACAAACAGGAUAUUAAAUAUUUGCAGUCAGCAAGCGUUAAUGCCCCACUGGUGGGGUUGUCGUACACCUUACCUGAUGGCAUGCCCGACGGCGGCUUGUUUGUGAUCGACACCGCAGAUUUGAUAGGUGCCCUUCUCGGAGAUGCGUCAGGCAACACGAGGGGACUGGAGAAAAUGUGCAACCUGCUUCAGAUUAAAACAAGCUAUCUUCACAAUGCUGGAAAUGAUGCUCAAUUCACGAUGAUGGCACUGAAAGAUAUGGCUAAUGGUGACCCCAUCGAUAUACAACGAGAAAAACGUUGGCCAAAUCAGACUAGCAGUGGAGUGACAGUUGAACUCCAGCCAUGGCAAGAAGACAGUGACUACUCUGAUGAAGAAGGUGUGGUUCCCCCGAUAGCUGGGUAUGACCUCGAGACAGGUGAACUUAAUAACUAA
This is a messenger RNA of Laccaria bicolor S238N-H82, 1212 nucleotides long. RefSeq lists its product as uncharacterized. NCBI's taxonomy places the organism in Eukaryota, Fungi, Basidiomycota, Agaricomycetes, Agaricales, Hydnangiaceae. Gene Ontology annotation, molecular function: nucleic acid binding. The transcript has 8 exons. Gene Ontology annotation, cellular component: nucleus. The record is from RefSeq and is a predicted model, not a curated record. Bases 1 to 1212 code for a protein of 403 amino acids.